This is a messenger RNA of Fundulus heteroclitus (mummichog), 3224 nucleotides long. RefSeq names its product microtubule-associated protein 1S-like. Gene Ontology annotation, biological process: dendrite development; regulation of microtubule depolymerization; microtubule cytoskeleton organization. The record is from RefSeq and is a predicted model, not a curated record. Lineage: Eukaryota; Metazoa; Chordata; Actinopteri; Cyprinodontiformes; Fundulidae. Gene Ontology annotation, molecular function: actin binding; microtubule binding. Gene Ontology annotation, cellular component: microtubule associated complex; neuronal cell body; dendrite.
CUUCUUCGCCGUCAACGGGUUUAACGUCCUGGUGAACGGCGGCUCGGACCCCCGCGCCUGCUUCUGGAAGCUGGUGCGCCACCUGGACCGGGUCGACUCGGUGCUGCUGACCCACCUGGGCGCAGACAACCUGCCGGGCCUGAACAGCCUGCUGCAGAGGAAAGUGGCCGAGCAGGAGCAGCGGGCGGCUGGACCGCGCCCCGAGGAGGACGCCAUGAAGAACCUGGUGUCCCCGGAGAUGGGAGUGGUCUUCCUCAACGCUCCCGACAGGCUGGCGUCCAUGGAGGCGGACCUCAGCCUGCUGCGCAGCUGUGACCAGGCGGCGUGCGUCCUGCUCAGCCUGCAGAAGCUGGCCAUAAGGCCCCGGCCUCUGAGCAGGCCCACCGGACCCGCCGUAGAACCCGUGAUCCUCUUCCAGAAGAUGGGCGUGGGCCGUCUGGAGCUGUACGUCCUGAACCCGGUGCGAGGCAGCAAGGAGCUGGAGGCGCUGCUGCAGCUCUGGCCCGACGGCGCCAGGACCAGCGCUCUUCCUCUCACCUGCCUGGUGUCCAUCUGUGCCCUGCUGGUCUGGCAUCCCUCCGGCCCCCAGGAGAAGAUCAUUCGGGUUCUCUUCCCCGGGUGCACGCCCCAGACCAAGAUCCUGGACGGCCUGGAAAAGCUCCAACAUCUGGACUUCCUCAGGCAGCCAGGCGUUUGUCUGGAGGAGCUGGAAGCGUCCAAGACCCGGAAGCCUCUGAAGCGCGAGGAGAGCCGGGAGAGUCUGCAGCCCAGAGAGCAGAGACCCAGCAGCGCCUUACAAAAAGACAAACGGGCCGAAGCGCGUAAGCCGGAGCCCAAGACAAAGAGCAAGGCAGCGGGGGACGCCACGCCCAAAGACGCAGAGGAAAAGGCCAAAGUAAAGGACGUCGAUACGAAAUCCAAGCCGGCCAAAGCUGCAGAGAAACUCAAUCCAAAGAAGGACGGGUCAAAGGAGGACAGGAAGGAGGUGAAGAAGGACGAGAAGGUGUCUGCUGGGAAGAAGGAGGAGCUCACAGAGAAGAAGACAGACGCUGCAAAGAAGGACAUUCAGAGUCUGAGGACCAAGAAAGAGGCUAAAGCAGAACCAAAGAAAGACGCCAAGAAGGAGGGAAAGAGCGAGGAGAAGAAAGCAGCAAAGUUACCGAUUAAAGAAUUAAAGAAAGCCGGAGGAUCAGCUUCCUCAGCUCCAGACCAAAGGAAAGCUUCAGGGAGACCCGGCAGUGUAAAGAAGGACGGGACGCUUCCCAAGAGAAACUCUUUCAACAAGGAACCAAAAGGGAAGACGGGUUCCAAGAUGGCGGCGCCUGCAGACCGGACAGGUGAGCCUGGCACACCUGGUCUGGAAGACGCCAACGGAAACCAGGAGCCUACGGAGAAGCAGGUGUCAGAGAGUCCGGAGAGGUUCCGCUGCGUGGAGGCCGACCAGGAUCGGGUCAGAACCGCCUCACGUCUCAGGAAGUCGCCCAAAGCAGAGCUGAGUGUAAACUUUGACCUCACCCCCGAGCCUUGGCCCGGAGGGGGGGGCGAGGAGAAGAGCCUGGAGCCGGCGUCUCCUGCAGACUCGGCCCCAAACAGCGCCGGCCACACGCCCUUCCAUCCGUCUCCUGAGGACGGCAGCCUCGGCGCCGCAGGCUCCAGUCUGGGCUUCGAGGAUUACCACCAGGCCGGGUCGUGUCGGACCUCGGACCUCAGCUCCUCUCAGGACAAACGCUCCAGCCUCCUCAGCCCCGUCAGGGACUCCUCCCCCACCAUCACCUCCAUGCCCGCCCAGGUGGGCUCCCCCCACUCCACAGAGCUCGACUGCUCCCUCUCUGUCUCCUCGGAGAAGGUCGGCACCAAGCAACGCAUCGCGGACUGCGGCGCCGGCCCGGUUCUUCCCGGCCGGGCCACCCAGAACGGACGCUGUGGAUCCAGGGAGGACGUCCACGAGGUGUCCUCCUCUGAUGUUCCCCACGAUGUGGACCUCUGCCUGGUGUCCCCCUGUGAGUUCCAGCACGCCAGAACCUCACAGAACCACCAAACGGGCCCCGGCACCUCCCCGGACCCGUCGGACCCCUCCCACAACCCAAACAGCAGCAGCCAGGAGACCCCGCCCACGUCCAUCAGCGACGUCCCCCCCAGCACCGAGGACUGCCCCUCCAUCAGCGCCGACCUGGACUCUGACGACGACUCCAGCCUCGUCCUCCCGGGUCUGCUCUCCUCCCACGACCCGCCCCCCCACCCGGUUAAAGACCCGCCCCCCGCCCCGCUCAAAGACCUGCCCCCGCUGCCCCUCCAGCGCGGCGCCUGCAUGACCGACCCCGACAUCGACAAGAGCCCGAAGCCCGGCGCCGCCCGGAAGAAACCGCUGCAGAGAACGGCGUCAGGAAGCAGCCAGGGCGCCAGGUCCAAAGCCAGUUCCACCGGCUCUCUGAAGACCAGCCUCGACCCCAAACCUUCAUCACGAAGUCUGGCCCCCGGAUCCAAAGGCGGCGCCACCAGACCGCGGUCGACAGUGUCGUCUGCAGGUUCCAGGCCGGCUGGUUCUGAAGGUCCCGUGGUUUACGUGGACCUGGCUUACCUGCCGUCCGGCGCCGCCUCCUCCACCGUGGACCAGGACCUGUUCAGACGCUUGCGUUCUUCUUAUUACAUCAUCAGCGGAGACGACGCGGAGAAGGAGGUGACGAUGAGGAGCAUCCUGGAUGGUCUGCUGGAGGGGAAGAGCAGCUGGCCCACCCAUCCAGUGACCCUCAUCCCCACCUUCGAUUCCGUGGCGAUGCAUGAGUGGUACCAGGAGACACACGAGCGGCAGCGGGAGCUGAGCGUGACGGUGUUGGGCAGCAACAGCACCGUCGCCAUGCAGGAUGAGACCUUCCCCGCUUGCAAGGUGGAGUUCUGAGCUCCACCUGCCGCCUUUCACCUCACAGCAGGACGCCGCUGCUGUGCUGUAGUGAGCAUGCUCAGUUAGAAACCUGUACUCCAUGCUUUCCUCACCUGUGUGACAUCAUGGUUGUUCCACCUGCUGGACCAGAACCUUUAGCUCACCUCCUUAAAGCUUGUUGGAAUCAAUAAAAGCGAGCUGGAUCAGAACGCAGACCUCACUCUGGGUUAUUAAAACUCUCCUUCAAGGGUGGAGAACUCAGUUAAAUUAAACUCAAAUGUUAUUAAAAAUGAUCAGAUAGGACAGGGUUGUGAGGAAAUACUGUUAAUUCUUCACAAUCAUGCCA